UCGGCCGGCACGCUCCAACGUUGAACACGACAGAAGACUCUCGUUCUUCCUCGAGUAGUAGUCAGUCGAGCUCUGACAAUCGCUUCGAGCAGUCAGAGACUACUACUAUUAGUACUACUGUGCUUUAGACCGCCACGAGAAAUAGAAGUUUCAACCGAUAUACAGAGAGAUAGAUAGAUAGAGAUAGAGACAUAGUGGACAAGAAGACGAUCUUCCCUUUUUUCAACUUUGUUUGUUAAAAGGGAGAGACGGAGAGACGGAGAGAGAGAGAGAGAGAGAGAGAAAGAGAGAGAGAGAGAGAGAGGACCAGUCCAAGUAGCAAACUCCUGUAGACUUUUUCUAUUUCUAUCUUCGACAUUCGUGAUCACAGUGUUAGAAGAGACAUAUCAUCAUCUUUACGUUUUGAAUUCACUUGGAUUAAAAAACAGUGCAGUGUGCUUACUCCGAUUCUUCGAAUCGAGCCUAUUUUCCUUCAUUUUCAACACUCCAUUGAAAUUCUGUGAUAAGUCGAAAUGGUGACCGGAGUGGGUGCUACGAUGCCGACCGGCGGCGUCACCGUGGGCGCCACGCCGCCCACGCAACACGUACCUCAGGAAGCCGGACAACCACCCGCGCAAACUGCCACGACUACGACCACUACGAGAAGAUCCGGAGAAAAUCGACGGAGCAAUAAACCGAUUAUGGAGAAAAGACGCCGUGCCCGCAUCAAUAACUGUUUAAACGACCUGAAGACCCUUAUUCUCGAUGCCAUGAAAAAAGACCCAGCGAGACAUUCGAAACUAGAAAAGGCGGACAUCCUUGAGAUGACGGUGAAACAUCUGGAGACGUUACAACGUCAACAGGUAGCCUUAGCCGCAGCGACGGAUCCAAACGUUUUGAACAAAUUCCGUGCAGGCUUUACGGAGUGUGCCGGCGAAGUUGGCAGGUUUCCCGGAUUGGACGCAUCGGUAAAGAGACGUCUGAUGGCCCACUUGGCCUCAUGCCUAGGACCAGUGGAAACGAGUAACAAUCCUGGUCAAACGACGACGACAACGACGACGACGAGUACAACGACGACGGCUAAUCAACAGCCGGUUCAACCAGCACCGCCGACCACUCAACUGCAAGUGCAUAUUCUACCGCAAGUAGAUACAACGCCGAGAAUUCAGGUGCAACAAUCAAAUGGGAUUUUCUUUACGAAUGCAAAUGGCACGGGCUUGCAAUUGGUUCCAACGAGGCUACCGAACGGUGAUAUCGCGUUGGUUUUACCUGCCGGUGCUAAGGCAACACCAGUGACAUCCCCAUCAUCCUCGCCAGCACCUAGUUCACCUUUACCUACUCUCAUACCGAUCCCACAAAGAACGGCCAGUACCGCAUCAGCUUCCUCGUCGUCCUCUUCCUCCGUCGGCUCGACCUCCACCUCAGCAGCAAGCCCAGUUGCUUUCGAAGCACCUCCAGCAGCUUUCCGUGAACAACAACCACCUACCAACGUCUAUGUAACCGGCAAUAGUCACCGGGACGUUGCUACCUCUCCCGCUAAUGGUUAUACCAGCGAUCCCGAAUUCGAUCCUCGUGUUUAUAGUCCACCUUUGCAAAAACCACUUGCCCUCGUAAUGAGAAAAAGCGUCAUGCCCGAGCUCGAAGACAAACCAUGGAGGCCGUGGUAAAGUGCCGUACAGUGAGACGAACUUUUGUGCUAUUUCGUUUGAUUUUUUUUUCUCGAUGAACGGACAUGUUCCUUGCGCUUGCGCCUGCGCUUGCGCACGCUUAUCUUUCUUUUCUUAUUCCCCGUACGUGAGUUCAUGUUGAUCAAUCGUACGUGGACAUUGAGUUGAAUGUCGAUGAAUUUUGCGCGAGUGCGUGUGAUAAACUGUCGAACAAACAAGGCGGUGCCUUAUCUAGUGCCUUACGAAUAAUACACGUACCACGUUCAUGUGUCCUAUCGAAUUCGUUGAUACGAAUCGAUAGGCGCGAAAAAAAAAUGAUUAAUUUCCGUUUCGCGAUGAGUUUAGAGAAUUCAUAAGUUUUUUCUAUUUUUUUUUUUUUUUUUUUUUUUUUACUUUUUUUUUCUUUUUUCUCUUUUUUUUUUGUUCUUUGUUUCCUUUCGUGUACAUACCUUUUAGAAUUAGAAUUGUAUUUUUAAGUGCCUUACACAGCAAGAUCACCGACGUCUUCCAUUCUGUUUAAUUAUGUUUUCUAUUAUAUUUUUCUCAUCUACUUAUUUCCCAUCUCCUUUUUUCCUCUAUCUUCUUCUUCUUCUUCUUUUUUUCUUUUAUUAAAUUUUAUAUAUAUAUAUAUAUAUAUAUAUAUAUAUAUACACAUAGCGUUAUUGGCACCCAAUCGACAAGAUACGAUGCCAAUCGACACAACCACGACUCUGUAGAUUUACUAUGUGAAAACUAAAAAUGAUCGUGAGAAUAUGUAGUAUACGAUCGAGCCGGAUAAAGAAUUGCGAUUGUAUGUGUGCGUGUGUACGAUCCUAUUUAUAUUUAUAUUUAAGUGCAAAGAUGUUGAAUUUAUAAUUAUCUUCUAUUUGUCAAAAUAGAAAAAAAAAAGCUGACGCUUAUUAUUGCAAGAGUAUCAAAAUAAAUGUUGAUCUCUUUCGUAAACAUUA
Molecule: messenger RNA, 2593 nt
Organism: Vespa velutina
Lineage: Eukaryota; Metazoa; Arthropoda; Insecta; Hymenoptera; Vespidae
Gene: hry
Product: protein hairy-like
Exons: 3
Coding region: 513-1646 (377 amino acids)
Biological process (GO): regulation of transcription by RNA polymerase II; anterior/posterior pattern specification; regulation of neurogenesis
Cellular component (GO): nucleus
Molecular function (GO): DNA-binding transcription factor activity, RNA polymerase II-specific; RNA polymerase II cis-regulatory region sequence-specific DNA binding; protein dimerization activity
Source: RefSeq, a predicted model, not a curated record